This is a messenger RNA of Salmo salar (Atlantic salmon), 1903 nucleotides long. Lineage: Eukaryota; Metazoa; Chordata; Actinopteri; Salmoniformes; Salmonidae. The record is from RefSeq and is a predicted model, not a curated record.
UUUAGAUUGGCCAGCUACAAGGUCAAAGUUGGCUAUAUUGUUCAUGAAAACAAAAUAGCUUUUAGGUUUUUAAUUACAUAUUAGGGUUAGCAUUGUGGUUAAGUUUAAAAUGUGAUUUUAUGACUUCGUGGCUGUGUCGGAUAGUAACCACUCUGCAGAGCUGCCCCCAGAACAAGAUUAAUGGCGAAAAACGCUAACAGGUAAAAUGAGUUCAUAACAAACCGACGCAUGAUCAGAUGGUGGUGUUGGGUUGAUUCUCUCCUUCCAUGUUUUGGGUGUAAAAAAAUUCCCCCCUCGCAAUAUACAGGAAAUUACUUGUCUUGAGAUUAAGUGUUUUAUAGACGCAUCAACAAGCUAGGUGUUCUAACAAGCAAAGCAGCAUAUUCGUUUCACUCAGUUUCACCAUCUGAAACAGACUUCGGAAAGAAGUUCCAGGCACGCAAUGAGAGUAUUUUACAAGGCAAAGCUGGUUUUAACGUGUACAGGGUGUGCCUCUGUGCUGCUCUUCGUAGCCUACUUCACACCUACAUCAAUAAGGUACUUGGAGGGCUUAAUCCCUAUGAACCGAUGUCAUCUUAUCCCUGGAGAGAAGCUGAAGCUGGGUAUUAGUAUAGAUGCUUCCCUAGACCUUUGGUCCAGAGGUGAUGUUCAGACCUGCACUGACUGGGGAGCCCCUGUGAUCUGGGAUGGGAUGUUUGACCCAGAUCAUUACGACCAGGAGCACAGGAGGAACCACUCCUCUGUCUCUCUCACUGUAUUCGCUGUGGGCAGGUAUCUAGAUGCCUACCUGGAGGCAUUCCUUCUCUCUGCUGAGCGUCACUUUAUGGUGGCUUUACCUGUGACAUACUAUGUGUUCACGGAUGUUCCCCAGAGGGUACCAAACAUCCAGCUUGGUCCUGGGCGGAGCCUGAAAGUUGUGAGGGUGCAGAGACACUCUCGCUGGCAGGACAUCUCCAUGAUGCGUAUGAGGGCCAUUGCAGACGCCAUUGAGUCACAGAUUCGUCGAUACAGCCGCUAUGUCUUCUGCUUUGACGUGGACCAGGUGUUUGUUGGUCGGUUUGGCUCAGAGGCUCUGGGAGACUCUGUGGCUCUGCUCCACGCCUACUACUACCACCGACCACAGAGCCUCUACACCUACGACCGCAACCCAAGGUCCAGGGCCUACAUGGAGACUGGAGACUUCUACUAUCAUGCUGCCGUGUUUGGAGGCUCGUGGCAGACAGUGAAAAAUAUUACGGAGACCUGUUACCAGACCAUCAUGGAGGACAAGGAGAACCAGGUGGAGGCUCUGUGGCAUGACGAGAGUCACCUCAACAAGUACCUGUGGCUCCAUAAGCCCAGUAGAGUGCUGUCUCCUGAGUACUGCUGGAGCAGUGACAUUGGUUACCGUAGUGACAUGCAUGUGACCCGCCUGCUCUGGGCAAAGAAAAGAUAUGACACACUCCGGAUUACAGAGUGAGCAAUCAGAACCUGUAUGCAAUAAUCUAAUGAGCAAAAGCCCCUGAAGCUUCAAACAGUUCACAGUGCAGCACAAUAAAUAGCCCAUUAUGUUAUAUCAGCCUAUUGCACUGUGGAGUAUUUGGCUUGCGUGUUAAACCCGAAAUGAUCAAGUAGUUAAUUUCCUGCUUCUCAUUUGUCACUGGCAGGAAUUUUCCCUUAACCUUGUGGUGAUUUAUUAAGAAUCUAACAUACUACCCUGGCGUUGCAAGUCAAUGCUCAAAUAACUGAGCCACACCAGAGAAGUGCAGUGACUUGUAGUCUGGAACUAAUGUGGUAUCUAUAGAAAUGAUUCAACAUAUUUUUUUUGUAUGGUUUGUGUUUUUGGAUUAUGAAGAAAAAUGUGUUUUAUAAAGUUGUAUUGGGAAUUGGUUUUAUAUAUAAAUAAAACAUCCUGAGUAAAGAA